AAACAAAGCUUCCCCUAUUUGUUCAUGAUCACAAUACUGCAUUGUGAAUAAAAUACCACUAUUAUUAGCUUGAAUUAAUCAUUAAUUAGAAAGAGAUAUGGAUUUCGAUUUAGACGACCCUUUGGAAAAUGACGACAGUUUUUUCGACGACCAUAAAACGAAACGUCCUAGUUUAACUAAGACACCGGAGAAGAAGACCCUGGAUCAGUUAUUAGCAUUUGAUACGCAACCAAAGUCAUCUGCAGGUACAACAGAAGAAACGAAAAAGGCUGAAAGUGUUGCUAAAAAACCGAUGGAUGAUUGGCUUCUUGAUACAACUAAAGAUGCAUCACGACAAGAUAAAUCGAAGAGUACCGAUUUCCUGGAUGACAUUCUACCUAUUAAACCUAAGCCUAAACCAGAUAAACGAGGAACAUCUCUUGAAGACAUUCUAAAAGAAAGCAAGGCAGCCUCUGCAGUGCCUAAAACGACCACUUCUUUAAAGGAUGUGAGCUCAUUAAAUCCUGAUGCAUCUCUUUUUUCGACGGAUGUGGGAAAAUCAGCUAUUCCAGCUGAAAGAAGACGAGGAGGACGACGGGGAUCAGGAGUCGAAGAUAGUUUGGGCUUGGGGUUGUUCAGUGGCGACUAUCAUGGAGAUUUUUUAAAUAAGGAUAAAAAAGAGCCGGUCAAGCCAGUGGAAACUUUUCAGAAAACUAGUACGUCAGGAGUUCCCGAUUGGUUAGGAAUAGGAUCAUCAGGUACCAAGCGGUCAGAAUCUCCGAUUUCUAGGAAGAUUGAAAAAGCUUCAAUCUUGAUUCCAAAAGAAGACCCACCGGUAUUUUCCAAAGAACCUACACCGCUUCAGAAAGAACAACCUCCUCCUUCUUAUGUUACUGAAAAUAAACCAGUUGCUGUUCCAGCUUCCUCUACAUUAUUGCCACAAGAUAUUAAUGCUGGAAUACAAAAUACGUAUUCAGCCUUACAUCAACAGGAGUCACUUUUGUUAGUUUCUCUUCAAUUUAAGAAGUAUGAAGAAGUAUUGAAAGAAAUUCAAGAUAAACAGACAGAGAUUUUAGGCCAACAGGAAAAGCAAUUUAAAAAUUUCGUAGACGAGUAUAUUUUGAAACAACAAAUGGUGGAGAACAAUAUAAGAUUACAACAAGAAAGAAUCAACAAUCAAAUACAAAUGUUGGUUUCCGAUCACGUAGGAAAAUCCGCAGAUAUUAAAUCUACCAAUGAUGAACCGGCCGAAAAAGAAGACAGUUCCCAGGAAGUGCUGAUUCGUAAAAUAAAACAACGACAUGAUGAGGAAUUGUUUCUUAUGGAAGAAUCGUACAAAGGUUCAGUAAAUGUAGAGGAAAAUUUGCGGAAUGAAUUAAAAAACAUAACUAGCUUUUUCAAAGAAAAAUUCAGUGCUUUCAAAGUCAACAACGAAGAACAGAUAACGUAUUACAAAGAAAAAAUGGAAACGAUGGAAGAACAGCAUAGAAAUGAAAUUAAACUUUUAAAAGACGUGUACACUCAAAAAUUGGAAGAUAUUAAGGCAGAACAUGUCAUGCAAAUAGAUUAUAUUAAGGAGAUGAAACAAAGGGAAACGUCCUUUUUGGGUGAAGGUCCUGUACUAACGCAAAAAAUUGAUGCAGGAAUUGAACUGCUGGGUCAUAAUGUUAAAGUUCUACAAGGUAUUGAAGAAAAAGUUAUUCAAAAUUACGACGUAUUGGCUUUAGCACGAGAACAAAGUAUUCAAACUAAAGAAAAGGAAAUAUUACAAAAGUGUCGAGAAUCUGCGGAAAAUGAACGAGCUCACCUUCUCUCUUUGGUCAGAAACUUAGAAUUGAAAUUAGCAGAGCAAAGUACUAACGCUCAAGAGGAUCGAUGGGCUUUACAGCAGGCAUCCGCUACUUUAAUAGCUCGAAGUAAGGCUCUUGAAAGAGAAGCUGAGUACAGCAGGAAUCUUAUAGAAAGAGAAAGGGAACAACUUAAGACUUUAAAAGAAUCUUUGUUGACCGAACAAGAAAGACUGUUAAUGCAAGUAACUGAAGAAAAACUACAACUAGCUUCAGAAAAAGCCAAAUUUGAAACUUCCACUAAACUAGUUAAUUCAUAUGAGGUAGAACGUGCCAAAGCAGAAGCCGAAACAGCAAUUUCGGAAGCCAAAAAUUUAACUGACAGACUGAAUCAAGAAAGAAAUCUAUUACAGCGCCAAAAAUGUGAGAUGGCAGCACUAAAACAAAAUCUAACAGAAAGAGAAAGGGAACUCGAGGAUAAAGAGGCUGAACUGGAAUUUCUAAUGCAAGACUCCCACAAAAAACUGAAAGAGGACAAACAGGUUCUCGUAGAAGCUAAACGAAUGGAAACUACAUACAAAGAGAAAUUGAAGGAGUUACAAACACAAUGGGCUUUACUUUGUAGCAGAGAAAAGAAAUUGGCGGAAGAGAAAAUUUUGUUGUCCAGAGAAAGGUUGGCGUUGUACACGUCCCUAAAAGCUUCUAAAGACUGUAUUUUAUGCAGUACUGGUGAAGAAAUAUCUUUUAGCAAAAAUCCAGGAAUAAAUUCUAUUGAAAAUGUUAAGAUACCUGAUUUAAGUUCUGUUAAAAUUCGACUAGAAGCCCUGGACGACGAAGAGAGUGAAGUUAGUAAAGAAGGAAGCGUUCAAAACAAGUAAUUUGGAAAUCUAGCAAAAUGCUUCCAAGAACUAUUCAUUUGUUAAAUAUAUAAUUAUUUUACAACGUUCAUGUACAAGAAUUCGUUCUUUUUUAGAAAUAUGUGAUUAAUAAACAAAUUUACCUACUUAACUAAUUUUCUCUU
Diabrotica balteata is the source of this 2787-nucleotide messenger RNA. The record is from the annotation of a GenBank genome assembly. Lineage: Eukaryota; Metazoa; Arthropoda; Insecta; Coleoptera; Chrysomelidae.